GAUAUUUCUAUCAUCCAUUGUGCUGAUUUAAAUUCUUGAAGGAUAUGUAGCCAAUUCAGUUACCACGAACGACGACGUCCUUUGUCGUUGUGGUGGCUGUAAGUCACGUGGAUUUCGGCAAUCGCGCUUAAAUUAUGCGACGUUUCCCUCGGAAGGGGAUGGGAUACCAUUCUCGCCUCUUCUCACGCCGGUCCUUAGCCCUAUAUUUUCCGAUGGAAAGAAGGAGUGCGUGAUAUUUCCUAUGUCGAGGGUAUACCAAUUAUACUACAAAACAGAAUGCGACUUCACUUCUCGCUGAUAAUGAAUGACUCAAAUGUUCUCGAGUCAUAUGGUUCAAGACCCUUAUAGCAGUGUCCAGCUGUAUAUUGGUUCUGAGACACAUUCAACAAAAUCUUGAACUAGGAUUGGCUCCAUGUUUGACGCAUGGGCUACUAUGCAGAAAAAAAGGGGAAACAAUGACAACGCUGUCGUUAUAUCGAGCGACCUGAGUCCAAGGACACAUUCCAGCUACAAAAUGCUAAAGUCAAAAUAGUAACACCGACAGGUCCCCAUCUGAGACCGACCUCCCCGUUCCUUGCCAGUUCGGCACCAGAUUCUAUCUCUGUGAAUUGUUAGGGAAGACGGCAACUUGAUGACAAACUUCUAGCUAGCAUCCAACCAUGAUGAGUUUCUAGAUCCCACCAAGGCCCACUGGUCAUUCCGCCGCUUCUCUUUAUUGGAGCACUGUCGAUCCGGAUUGCAGUUCCCGAUUCGCCCGGAGAUAUUGAAUGGGGCCCCAGAAAGAGCACAAGAGGCAAUUGACGAAUAUGCCCUGUUUACUUUGCACCAGUUAUCACUCUUUGAAAGUCCUUAUUCAAAUUGAUGAUUUAUUUUCUAUAUUGAGCCUCAGUGAUGCUCUUGACAUGUUUCACCAAUGCGGCCAACAAAUCAGUCCCUCAAUUGCAACCGCAGGAAGGAAAUGGUUUCUAUGUUGUAUUGGGCUCGCUCUAUCAUCGCUAGACAGGCCAGGGACACCACACGGAUAGCUCUUGGAAAUGCCAAAACGCCCGUGCGGAAGGAGCCACCGAUUAACAUCCCUUCGUUAUGCAUCAAAAUAAAUACUUUCCCAAAUUUGAACUCAACCCUACGGACUUGUUGGUCGCCUUGCAGGCUCCAUAUGCUCUCUAUGCCCUCAUCACCCAUAAUUCCACAUGAUCAGGGCCGUCUGCAGCUUUUCUUCCAUGUCAUUUCGACUCCAAUAGUGAUUAUCUACGCAGCGCACAUAAAUAGGCUGGCGGCAUAACUGCUGUUCGGAAAAUUUGGUGGCCAUAAUGACAUUUUUACUUGCAACGCUUCUGGAAAGCUUUGCCUUUAUGAUGGGGGAAAAAAAAAAGCAGAUAUUGAACAUGAAAAGGCAGUACAUUUGCCAGAUACUCCUGGGAAAUCCAAUAUUCCAACACUCCCCUUCAGCCAAUGUACAUUACAUACCAAACAAUGAUGGCUAGGUAUACUCAUCGGUACUUCGGUACUUCGGUGGUACGAUAGGGUGACAUACAAAAAGCUCUACUUAUUAUGUGAUGCCAUUCUCUCACAUCAUCAAAUGUCGGAGGUGAAUGGAGUGGGUGGCGGAACUUUUACUGCCUAUUUUGGUCCAGACAAGAAUGCCAGCCUGGCUGAAAUUCAGAAAUAGUCAUGGUCAACUUGAGUAUAUUUGAUGUUAGUAGGAAAGAGUUUACUAAGGCACAACAUGUAGUGGCCGGGAAUAUCCCAGCUCAUGAUAAAAGAUCUGCCCUGCGCCUUGGUUGUUUAAAAAAAGGUAGACUGAUGUGGGAUGAGUGAAGAGGGAGGGAAUAAAGCCCCUGACUAGAUACAAGUGAGAGCAUCAGCAUAACAACUUCUCUUUCAACCGACGUCUCAAUUGUCAUUAAUCCAAGGCAAAAAGUGCAUUUCUGGUAGCAUCCCUCUGUCUAGGUGCGGUUACAUAUUAUCCUCCCCCAGAGCAGAAUGGAUAGUCCCUGAGCACCUUCCGUGAUAACAUGCGCUGUCACUUUGGUCAAAAAAGAACAUGUGAUUAUGAAUAUGGCUGCUUGCUUACCCUGGGACCUGUCAAGGGAGGAUACAAAAGGAGGGAGGAAGACCUUUGACAGACACAUACCCUUCCUACAGAGUCUAAUCCCUGGGUGCAGUGAUGUUGGCCACUUGCUCCGUUAUCCUAUGGCUCACUUUAUAUUUGAGUGGAAAUCGCCAUAUACUUGAGGCCAGUUCUUCGGUACUUUUGACCUCUUUUACAUCCAGACACUUUUAGUUCUGGGGCCUCUGCAUGGGCUAUGAUUGCUCAUUCGAUGUCUCCCCAAAGGAUUUCCCCACAAACUCCCAGCUGCUUGUCGUACAAGGAAGGGGUUCCAGACACGGAAGGGCGUAGGGUUGCAAUGUGACAGGGGACAAGGGUCUCUAGGUCCUCGAACGGCCUGGGACAGAAGGUGAUUAUUAUCAUCUAAAAAUACCUUGACGUGUCGAGUUUUGCUAUCGUUGGACUAUCAUGGUGUUGAGUAUUGAGUAGUCCGAUGGGAAAUAUCUCAAUUGCACUGAUGUAAUCAUUGCCGUCGUAGGUGAACUUGUGAGAUGAAAAACAGGAUAGAUGAGGUCUGGUCAACAGCGCAAGUUUUGUAUGCAUCUAACCCGAUGUUGAUAUCAGCCCCAUAACAAACCGAUUUUGUUAAUUUUGGAGAUCAUGCGGGGCAGUGUGCUCCUAGUUUGACCCCGCCCGUGUCUAGGCUAUCUGAAGCUGCUCGGCCUGGCCACUGCAAAUCCUUGUCGGUGAUGAGGUCUCUUCCAUGUCUCAACAUCCUAGUUAUGUUUUUCACAAGGUCAACGGCCGAAGUACGGGAUAUGUACGGAGUACAUAGAAUGAGAAACUCGAGGAACUCAGUCG
This is a messenger RNA of Blastomyces dermatitidis ER-3, 2911 nucleotides long. RefSeq lists its product as uncharacterized. Lineage: Eukaryota; Fungi; Ascomycota; Eurotiomycetes; Onygenales; Ajellomycetaceae. The record is from RefSeq and is a predicted model, not a curated record. The coding region runs from base 914 to 1282 and encodes 122 amino acids. The transcript has a single exon.